AAAAAAAAAAAAAAAAGAAAAAAAACACGUGAAAUUUUUUAGGGGGAGAAGGAAUUUUGAUCUAUAAUACCGCCCAUUUUUCACUUUGAAAAAUUUGCCAAUUCCGGUCUUUCUCUCAAAGACUUCUCUCUCUUUCUCUCUCUCUCUCCCUCUUCUCUACUCAGUUCUUCAAACAGAGAGGCCUCCAUCUGAUACUUUCAACGGAAUCAGCCUCCAUAACCUGUGCAUUUCCUUCUUCAGAUAAGUAAAAAGGCAAGCUAUGCCGGAGUCUAGAGACAGAUUGUCAAGGCCUGUUGACGUGGCCGGAAUUUUCACUCAACGGAGAUCUAAUAGUUUUGGUGUUCUGGUCGAUGAGCCCGUGGUGGCUCGAACCUUGAUUGGAUCUCCGCCCAUGCUACAAACGACAACCGCGACACCAACGACGGCGGCUGUUCUUGGUACUCCGGUGGGUUUUGGGGCUGCAAGAGAAGAUGGUGGCGGGGUCAGAAGAGAGAGUUUGGUGUCCCCAAGAGCUGGGACCUGGCGGAGGGAGAGCACACCCAUGUCUGGAACCACUCGUCGGGGAUGGGGUCGUGGACGGGGACGAAACCGGACCACACAGUUACCUUCUUGGUACCCAAGAACCCCUCUGCGUGAUGUCACUGCAAUUACAAGAGCUAUUGAAAGGAGAAGGGCUCUAUUGAGAGAAUCUGGAAGCGGCCUAGAGAUGGGCAGUCCUACAGCACAGGACCUUGGGGUUUUUGCAUCUCCUUCAGCUGCUCCACUGGAGCAGAAUCGUUAUGAUGCUACUACUCCAUAUACGGCUGUGAGGAGCACCAAGCUUUUCCCGCCUUCAGUUAGUUCGGUUGGCAAAGUUCCAAAGAUUUUGCGUGGAAUAGCCAAUCAGACAACUGGGGAUGAUUCAGAUUGCUUGACUCCACAGAAGAAACUUCUCAACUCCAUUGACAAAGUUGAGAAGGUAGUAAUGGAGGAGUUGCAGAAGCUGAGGAGAACUCCCACUGCCAAAAGAGCCGAAAGAGAAAAAAGGGUCCGAACCUUGAUGACAAUGAGGUAAUAUCCCUACAAUUUGAAGCAGUGAGGAGUUAAGAGGGCAGGAGCUCGGGCAAAAACCCCUUUGCUGAGCUGAAACUUGAUCAUCUUCCGAUGAUUGUAGGAUUGCCCCAAUUUAUGCUAUAAUUGAAUUUUGUCUUUGGUGAUGGUACUUAAUCACCAUUAUUUGUUAAUUUUGUAAUUCACCAUCAUUUUAGGAUGGUUUUGUGUAGGACUAUAGAUAUCUGUACAUAACGACAAUGCCAAUUUUUGCUAUUAAUUUGAACUAGUAAAGAAUAUCUCAGUCAUAGAAAA
Messenger RNA from Cannabis sativa, 1344 nucleotides. RefSeq names its product protein POLYCHOME. The record is from RefSeq and is a predicted model, not a curated record. The transcript is spliced from 3 exons. Gene Ontology annotation, cellular component: nucleus. Lineage: Eukaryota; Viridiplantae; Streptophyta; Magnoliopsida; Rosales; Cannabaceae. Bases 260 to 1054 code for a protein of 264 amino acids. Gene Ontology annotation, biological process: regulation of nuclear division; negative regulation of ubiquitin protein ligase activity.